UCUCUUCCCCGCCAUGAUCCCUACUUGCCGAUGCGUUCGUAGCCCAACACGAUGUUCCGUGGAACUCGUGUUCGGACGGGUUUCUUCGUGGAUGCUGGAUUUGGAUCCGCUCUGGUUUGGUUGUCGUCUUGCACCGAGGUUCUUGCGAGGUGCCAGGGGAGCGCUUGUGACCCCUUAGAUCCUCUUGAUGGGAAGUAGCAGAGAAGGAUCGCGCCGGGAGGAGAGGAUGAGAGGGAAGAUCAAAAGCGGGCGAUUCGAAGGCGUAAAAUUAGAUCCUUUCUAAAUCGUGGUUUGAGAUGGUGUUAUGGUGCUCGUCGAUCGCUGUUUGAGCCAUAGAAGAAGUUGACCUACCUCUUUCCUGCGUUGAGGGUCAUCCAUGUGCUAAAUAUAUGAUUAUAGCACCAGGUUCUUCCUUGCAAGGUCCAUUCAUUAUGGAAAUCUGAUCCAUAUUUUGUCAACUGAUAUAAAGAAAUGGAAGACUCAGGGAUCUCAAGCUUUUGGGGACCUGUUACAUCCACUACAGAAUUGUGCGAGGAAAACUAUGCCCAUUCUUCAUAUAUUGCAGAAUUUUACAACACCAUAUCAAAUAUUCCUUGCAUUCUUUUUGCACUUAUUGGCCUUACAAAUGCCCUUAGACAAAGGUUUGAGAAAAGAUUUAGUGUGCUUCACAUUUCCAACAUGAUACUCGCAAUCGGGAGCAUGAUAUUUCAUGCCACAUUGCAACAUGUACUGCAGCAAAGCGAUGAAACACCAAUGGUAUGGGAGAUGUUGCUUUACCUUUAUGUUCUUUACUCACCGGACUGGCACUAUAGGAGCACUAUGCCUACUUUUCUUUUCCUCUAUGGUGCUGCCUUCGCUGUUGCUCAUUCAUUGGUGCGUUUUGGAAUAGGAUUCAAGAUACACUAUGUUGGCCUUUGUCUUCUAUGUAUCCCGCGGAUGUACAAGUAUUACAUACAAACAAAAGAUGCGUCUGCUAAACGGCUAGCCAAGCUCUAUGUUGCGACAAUAUUUCUCGGGACUAUAUGCUGGUUGCUCGACCGGAUGUUCUGCAAGAAAUUAUCACACUGGUAUAUUAAUCCGCAGGGUCAUGCGUGGUGGCAUGUGCUUAUGGGAUUCAACUCAUACUUUGCGAAUGCAUUUUUGAUGUUCUGUCGGGCACAGCAGCUGGGUUGGGAACCGCAAGUUGUUCACCUCUUUGGUGUAUUCCCAUAUGUGAAGAUUCAUAAGCCCAAAAAGCAGGAGUGAGAAAGAAGCAGUCGGGCAAGUGUUCCAUGCUGGUUUCUUUCUGCAAUCUUUGGAACAGAUGUUUUGUUUAGCGUGCAAACAGGCGGUGGCACUCUGGAAAUGAACGUUAGUGACAUGGGCUUAUUGAUGUUUUACAUUUCAUCGACUGGCGCUUGCUAUGUACUGUUCCUAAAUCUACAAUCUGUGCUUAGAAUAGGUUGAAUCAUGAACAGUAUUUUUUUCUUUUUCUUGCUUGAUAUGUUUUUUUUUUUUAGGGUUACACAAGAUGAUUGAAUUGGAGACUGACCCAACCGGUUAAUUGGGUCUAUAAUUAACUAGUGAAUUUAAUCUUA
Messenger RNA from Musa acuminata subsp. malaccensis (wild Malaysian banana), 1577 nucleotides. Its product is annotated as alkaline ceramidase. The record is from RefSeq and is a predicted model, not a curated record. Lineage: Eukaryota; Viridiplantae; Streptophyta; Magnoliopsida; Zingiberales; Musaceae. Gene Ontology annotation, cellular component: membrane. Gene Ontology annotation, molecular function: hydrolase activity, acting on carbon-nitrogen (but not peptide) bonds, in linear amides. Gene Ontology annotation, biological process: defense response to other organism; response to salt stress; autophagy.